Messenger RNA from Boeremia exigua, 1383 nucleotides. RefSeq names its product putative cytochrome P450. The record is from RefSeq and is a predicted model, not a curated record. Lineage: Eukaryota; Fungi; Ascomycota; Dothideomycetes; Pleosporales; Didymellaceae. Gene Ontology annotation, molecular function: iron ion binding; heme binding; monooxygenase activity. The coding region runs from base 1 to 1383 and encodes 460 amino acids. The transcript is spliced from 5 exons.
AUGAUUAGCGGUUUGAUUCCUGAGUAUCUGGUGGAAAUGACUCCACCAGUAUCUGUCACAGCUGCUCUUGGGCUGCUCAUGUGUCUUGGCUUCUUUACCCUGACUUCUGCACUAUCCGAGAGCCCGCUGCCUGGUAUACUGAAGCUUAAAGGCUAUCCUAUCUUGGGUGCCAUUCCGAUCUACUUCAGAGACGGAAUGGCGUUGAUGUUGGAGAAACUGACCACUUUGGCAGACGAUGGGAUUUCCUAUGCUCAAGUUGGCAACAAGAUACUGGUGUCAGUGCAUGACCCUACUAUGGCCAAAGAGGUGCUGGCAUUUACAGACAAAGUUGCAUCGCGCUUGGGCGACCCUCGUGUCUUUAGCUGGUCUCCGUUCUGGACACUCAUUCGUUUGCUCGACAACAACCUAUUCGACGACGUGGGUCAUGAAGCCAUGCGCCAGCGUGGUAUGUUCAAUCGCGAAUUCAGCAAUCCCGCUUCAAAUGUCGGCAAGUUCGAUGGAAUCAUGGAAGUUGCCUCUGCACACGUCGAAAGCAUCGCUGGGAGUCUUGACAGAGGUGAAGUUGUUGCCGACAUCAGACGGGCAGCCGACACCUACGGGCUGGCACCUGGGAAGCCAGUAGCAUCCGAGGCCAAGGUACGGGCAGAGAUUGAGAGUAUCUACGAUAGGAACGUCGAACAUCUAGAGGAGUAUGAGAGCAACAAUCCGGAAGCACCAAUGAAGACCAUCCGCAGUCUUUCUGUUGCCGACGGCGGUAAGCGAUCCGGGCCUUUGACAAAGUUCGCUAUUCAAUUUGCGAGGCUCAACGUUUUCGGCGGCCAUCACGGUAUUGGCUCCAACAUCACAUGGAUAAUGAUUGAGCUGCAAAGGCGCCCGGAAAUACUUGCAAAGCUCUUGGCCGAGAUUGAUUCGUUUGAUGCGAUCGACUUCACAACAGUGACCACGAAGAUGCCAUACCUCGACGCAGUCGUCAUGGAGAUCAAUCGGUUGUACCCAAGCGUACCUGCAACACUUCGAGUCAUUGAGCGAGAAACUGGCAUUAGAUCAUGCAAGAAGCCAGUAGCGCUAAAGCCAGGCAUGCUGGUUUAUCUCUCGUAUCUCCACAUGCAUACAUCACCCAAAUACUGGGGAUCAGACGCAGGUGAAUUCGACCCCAACCGUUUUCUCAACGGUAUCGACAAGAGUAGGCCAUUCAUGCCAUUUGGAUCAGGGACAAGAGAUUGUGUUGGGUACAAGUUUGCGUUGCUGUCGGUGAAAGUGUUCCUCGUCACGCUUUUGAAAACCUAUGACUUCAAGGUCGAAGAAAACAACUGCACACCCAAGCUGAAUACUUUGCUUGAGACAUCUGGUCCAGUCAGGGUAGAGUUCUCCCGAAGAGCCUAA